ACUAUAGGCUUGGGAUUGUGAAUUGAAUUCAUAAAAUUCACAUUCAUCAAAACUUUUUCUUCUUAAAACAUUUAAUUCUCAAUAUUCAACACGCAGAGAAUGAUCCUAUUUGGCAGGAGGACUAUGCUCCCUGUAACUUGUAUCUGAGUUUUGUGAUUAAAUUAGGCAAUACAUUGAUAUAGACAUGCUCAUACCGGAAAGUUAAAGGCAAGCAACUGGACUUAAGAAUGAAAGCCAAAAAAGGAAAGGGACCAUCACUCCAAUCAGGGGAGGUAAAGCUUAAACAUCAAGGCAUGCAUAGGCCGUAUUCUUUCCAUCUCGGCGUCUUCCUGGUGUUUGUCGGAGUAGCCUCUUUGGCAAGCACCUCAUUCGCUACCAACUCUUUUCAUAUGACUUCAACUCCCAGCGACAACUUCAAUGGCUACAAAUUCCAGGAAAACUUCUUCAAAAAUUCCGAUCACUUGUUUGAGAUGGGGAAAGAGGAUGGCGACUCGGGGCGCAGCGGCCGUCACAACACCCGCCGCCAUCACCGAAACCCCACCACCAACAUCAACGCCCUUACCAAGGCGCGAAAACCAGAAUCUGACCUCUUCGCUGAAGGCAUGGACGAUCUUUUGGUGGAGUCCGACUCCACGGUUCGCUUGGCGCCCAAGCACAACUUAAACUACACCUGGCCUAUUAGGGAGCUGGCCAGCUUGGUUGAUGGGGAUAUUACCAUCGGCGCCCUGCACAUGAUCCACGAGAGAUCGGAAGAGUACGGCUGUGGGAGGAUUAUGGACCAGGGAGGGAUACAAGCCCUGGAGGUGAUGCUGUACACCCUGGACCACAUUAAUGGGAAGUACGGACAGCCUCUUAUUCCAGGAGUACAUCUUGGAGUCCUUGCUAAAGACGACUGUGAUACGGAUAUUUACGGCCUAGAACAAGCUUUGGACUUUAUACGUGGAUCUAUCACCAACAUAGGUGGAUCGUCGUACAAAUGCAAGGAUGGGCUACCUCCAGAAAACAAGGUGAAAGUCAUAUCGGGAGUUAUCGGCGCCCCUUCAAGCCAAACCUCCAUUCAGGUCGCCAACUUACUCAAGCUUUUCAGAAUCCCUCAGAUCAGUUUCUUCUCAACCAGUCCAGUGCUCAGUAACAGAGACAGGUUCCCUUACUUCUUUCGUACCAUCCCCAGUGACCUGUACCAGGCAGAGGCUAUCGUCUCACUGGUCACUUACUUCAAGUGGAAGUACGUCAGCAUAGUCUACGAGGAGUCCAGCUAUGGUCAGCAGGGCUUUAACGAGGUGGAGGUAUUACUGCGCAAGACCAAAGACAUUUGUAUAGCUCUCAGAGAGAAGCUGCUGAAAGACUCUGGGGUGCCCACGGAGCAGGACUACGACAAGAUUGUCUUCAAGCUGCUGGAGAAAGAGUUUGCCAGAGGUGUUAUAGUAUUCGCCUCUGACCAGGAAGUGGCCGGGCUGAUGAGGGCAGUGAGAAGAAACGACGCCACUGGAAAGUUUGCUUGGAUCGGCUCUGACGGUUGGGGCGCUAGAGGCCUGGCUUUUAAAGGCAACGAACCAGAGCUGGAAGGAGCGGUCACUGUUCAGCCAAUCGCAGAAGAGGUGAAAGGAUUUAAAGAGUACUUCCUGAAUCUGACACCAACAAACAACAAACGAAACCCUUGGUUUGGAGAGUACUGGGAGGAUCACUUCAACUGCCGCUACAACGGCACCCCCCAGACGCCCUACAACCACCACAACCGCACGUGCACAGGAGAUGAAAGGAUCACACCUGGGAAUUUCAUGAUGGAAGCCCAGCUUCAGUUUGUUUCUGAUUCCAUCAUGGCGUUUGCUUACGCGUUCAAGGAAAUCCACCAAAAGUUGUGCGGGUCAACUCGUGGAGUCUGUGACGCCAUGCUGACUAAGAUGAGCGGAGAAUACAUCAAGACCCACCUUCAUAACGUCAAAUUCACAGGUUUAUCUGGUCAAGAAUUUCAAUUCGGGCAGACGGGAGAUGGACCUUCUCUGUAUCGUAUAUUGAACUUCCGGAAGACGGAGAAGGGAGACUAUGAAUGGGCCACUGUUGGAUUUUAUAGAGACGCACAUCUUAAUAUAACCAAGGCGAUGAAGUUCAGAUCCUCCGAGCCCGAGUUCCCGACCUCUGUGUGCAGCAGCAAGUGCGGCAUGCAGCAGUAUAUGGAGUACAUCCCGGGGGAACCCUGUUGCUGGUACUGCAAGGACUGCUCGGCUUACGAGUACAGGCCAGUGGAGUCAAGAUGUGAGGAGUGCCCCCCUGGCAUGCUGCCCAGUGAAAACAUGACAGACUGCAUUGAGAUCCCGCCAAUCUACCUUCGUUACACUGACGCCAUCGCUCUGGCCGCCAUGGCUUUCGCUUCCAUCGGUAUCCUAGCAACCACAGCCACCGCCAUCAUCUUUCUCAAGCACAACGACACGCCAGUGGUCAAAGCGUCCGGGAGGGAGCUGAGCUUCGUCCUCCUCUUCGGCAUCUUCCUCUGCUACGUCAUGACCUUCCUCCUGGUCUCCAAGCCCACGAAAUACGUCUGCGGGUCACAAACCGUCGGCAUCGGGUUCUGCUUCUCCGUCUGCUACUCCGCCAUCUUGACGAAAACGAACAGGAUCUCCAGAAUAUUCCGCGCGGGGAAGAGAACGGUGAAGCGCCCGAAAUUCAUCAGCCCAGAAUCGCAGCUGAUUAUCUGCGCGAGCCUCGUAGCCUGCCAGAUCAUAGUCAGCCUCAUCUGGCUGCUUACCAGCCCUCCCAAGGCGAUGGCCUUCUACGCCAGACGGGACGACCACCAGCUUGUCUGCGAGGCCGCCAUUGGCUUCGCGUACAUGAUCGGUUUCUCGUACCCCAUUUUCUUGGUGCUCGUCUGCACCGUGUACGCCGUCAUCACCCGAAAAAUCCCGGAGGCUUUCAACGAGUCCAAGUAUAUAGGAUUUACUAUGUACACCACAUGCAUCAUCUGGGCGGCCUUUGUGGUCAUCUAUCUAAGUACUUCUCACAAUAUUCAGGUCAGGAUAGCCACCAUGUGCUUCUCCAUCAGCCUCAGCGCCACGGUGGCGCUUAUAUGUAUGUUCACGCCCAAAUUGUACAUCAUCCUCUUCAGGCCGGAAAGGAAUGUCCGGAAGAGCAUGAUGGGUAAAAAUGCUAACGUCAAACUGAACAAUUGCUCGCCGGGUGGCAGGAUUGAUUCAGGAACCCAAAGUGACGACUUUGAAAUGACGCGGACUUUGCGCAGUUCUGGUUCCUUCAGCAGCGGCUACAGCCGCUCCACCAAUGCCACCCAGACCUACAGCAAUGGUCACAGCAUCAGCACGCAGACCUUGGACAGCGUGGGGGACCCAAGGUUUGGAGACGAUGAUGUAGAAUUAUGAUGGGACAUGAACAUUAAAAGUUAUAGCGUCUGGUUAUGACUGGCUUUUUAGCAACUCCUGCGGUUAUAAUUGGUUUUAACAACUGCUUUGGUUAUGACUGGUUUAACAACUGCUUUGGUUAUGACCGGUUUAAUAACUCCUGACCGGAUUUACUACCACCGUUGUUUUUGACUGGUUUUACAUCUCGUCUGGUUAUAUCUGGUUUUGCAAUUAUUUUAACUAAUAACUUUCCCCAGCAUUGUAAAUAGACAAAAGUUGUAUGUAAAUACAUGCUUAUUAUUAUGGUUGCUUAUCAAACUGAAUAUUUGCAUGUGAUAUGUGUAUAAGGGAUAUAGUUUUAACCUCUUGAGCUGUAAGUUAAACAACCUUAGAACCAGUAGUGAAUUAGGUAUUGCAAUUUGCACGCAGUCUUAUAAUGUAUUUUUUUUAUUUCUCAUUUUGUUUGUUUUAUUUUAACUAUGUUGAAAGUUUGUAAAGAAUAUAGAAUGAUCAGGCUUGAAUGUUUAUGGGAGUCAAUAAAUGUACCAUAUUGUUGGAGAUGAAGGACCUGGCUGUAGAGGUUUAACUGUGUUAAGAACAAAUGAACUUUACUAAUAAUGCAUUGAAUCAAAGCUUCCAUUAAGUUAUGUAAACAAUAGAAUGACACUUGUCUUGAAAACAGUGAGUGAAAUGGGUAUACUCUACUCACCAUCAGUCUUACAGAAUGUUCGCAUUGAUACUAUUCAAGAGGCAAGGAUUUAACCCUGAUAAUCUUAGUUCUGAAGCAAUGAGUUCUACCAAAACACCACCCGGAUGUCAACAUCGAUCAUGUUACCUAGUACUACGUGUAAUAGACACUGGGUUAGGAUGGUCGAAUUCUUGACCAGUGUUCAAUAGACGGUGGAUUAUCAUGGUCAGAAAUUUGACUAAUAAAUUGAUUUAAGAAACAAUGGAUUAGCAUGGUCUUGAUCGUGAACUGUGAUAAAUUUUAGUAGACAGUGGAUUAGCAUUAUCAGAAUUUCGACUAAUGACUUAUUCCAAUAAACAGUAGAUUAGCAUGGUCAGAAUCUUGACCAGUGACUAAGUACAAUAGACGUUGUACUAUCCUAAUCUGAAUCUUGACCAGUGACUAAGUACAAUAGACGUUGUAUGAUCCUAAUCUGAAUCUUGACUAGUGACUAAGUACAAUAGACGUUGUAUUAUCCUAAUCUGAAUCUUGACCAGUGACUAAGUACAAUAGACGUUGUAUUAUCCUAAUCUGAAUCUUGACCAGUGACUAAGUACAAUAGACGUUGUAUUAUCAUAAUCUGAAUCUUGACCAGUGACUAAGUACAAUAGACGUUGUAUUAUCCUAAUCUGAAUCUUGACCAGUGACUAAGUACAAAAGACGUAUUAUCCUAAUCUGAAUCUUGACCAGUGACUAAGCACAAUAGACGUUGUAUUAUCCUAAUCUGAAUCUUGACCAGUGACUAAGCACAAUAGACGUUGUAUUAUCCUAAUCUGAAUCUUGACCAGUGACUAAGCACAAUAGACGUUGUAUUAUCCUAACCUGAAUCUUGACCAGUGACUAAGUACAAUAGACGUUGUAUUAUCCUAAUCUGAAUCUUGACCAUUGAAUAAGUACAAUAGGCGUUGUAUUAUCCUACUCUGAAUCUUGACCAGUGACUAAGUACAAUAGACGUUGUAUUAUCCUAAUCUGAAUCCUGACCAGUGACUAAGUAUACUAGACGUUGUAUUCCUAAUCUGAAUCUUGACCAGUGACUAAGUACAAUAGACGUUGAAUUAUCCUAAUCUGAAUCUUGACCAGUGACUAAGAAUAGAUGUUGUAUUAUCCUAAUCUGAAUCUUGACCAGUGACUAAGUACAAUAGACGUUAUAUUAUCCUAAUCUGAAUCUUGACCAGUGACUAAGUACAAUAGACGUUGUAUUAUCCUAAUCUGAAUCUUGACCAGUGACUAAGUACAAUAGACGUUGUAUUAUCCUAAUCUGAAUCUUGACCAGUGACUAAGUACAAUAGACGUUGUAUUAUUCUAAUCUGAAUCUUGACCAGUGACUAAGUAUAAUGUUGGAUCAGCAUGGUCAGAAUCUUGAGAGCGUGUGAGUUUACUAAUCCAUGUAUGUAUAUAACAUUGUGACGUAUAUGUAUGGCUGUGCAGGUCAUGACACUGGACCUGUAUGCUUAUGUUUUGAAUAAUGACAACAACUUCAACAAUAAUAUGUACUUGUGUUCAGAUUCGACA
Biomphalaria glabrata is the source of this 5586-nucleotide messenger RNA. Its product is annotated as metabotropic glutamate receptor 3-like. Lineage: Eukaryota; Metazoa; Mollusca; Gastropoda; Planorbidae. Gene Ontology annotation, cellular component: membrane. Gene Ontology annotation, molecular function: adenylate cyclase inhibiting G protein-coupled glutamate receptor activity. The coding region runs from base 228 to 3368 and encodes 1046 amino acids. Gene Ontology annotation, biological process: G protein-coupled receptor signaling pathway. The record is from RefSeq and is a predicted model, not a curated record. The transcript has 12 exons.